AUGUUGUCCCUGUCCGUCGUUGUUCGUGGUCGCAAAGCUCUCCAGGGCACCAGGACUUUGAUGUGGACUUGGACUGGGAAUGGUCGCGGACGCGGAAGUUCGCGUCAAGAAGGGAUUACACAGCAGAUGCCUCGCCUUGAAGCAGCUUGCGCGCGGCUGAUGGAUUGGGAGGAAAGAUUGAUGUUUCGGUGGGCUGAGCGGCUUCGAUUUGGACUUGGGUUUAUCGAAGAAUUGGGCAGGAUAUGGGUGAAUGUUGUUACGGCUGCUACUUCUGUUGUUGCUGCUGCCUUGGCUGUUGCUGUUGCUGCUCUGGCUGUUGCCGCUGUUGCUAUUACCGUCGAGAAGUCGCAAAGUACUCGUCGCCGAAGAAGGUCUCGCCAAAACAAGGUUUCUCCCAAGAUGGUGAAGUUGUGA
This is a messenger RNA of Neurospora tetraspora, 414 nucleotides long. RefSeq lists its product as uncharacterized. The transcript has 2 exons. The record is from RefSeq and is a predicted model, not a curated record. NCBI's taxonomy places the organism in Eukaryota, Fungi, Ascomycota, Sordariomycetes, Sordariales, Sordariaceae. Bases 1 to 414 code for a protein of 137 amino acids.